Messenger RNA from Papilio xuthus (Asian swallowtail), 2007 nucleotides. Its product is annotated as cytochrome P450 4g15-like. The coding region runs from base 77 to 1546 and encodes 489 amino acids. Gene Ontology annotation, molecular function: oxidoreductase activity, acting on paired donors, with incorporation or reduction of molecular oxygen; iron ion binding; heme binding. Lineage: Eukaryota; Metazoa; Arthropoda; Insecta; Lepidoptera; Papilionidae. The transcript has 11 exons. The record is from RefSeq and is a predicted model, not a curated record.
CUAAUCGACUUUAAGUAACUCAUAAUUGUAGUGUUUUUGGUAUUCGUUUUUGUAGCUGAUGUGAGUGAGAUUUGUGAUGUUGCUGUUAAUAUUAUCUUUAAUCGUGUUCGCAUUGUACUGGGUAUGGGGAUGGUGUGUGACAUCACGUUUGGAACCCCCCGAACAUCCCGGUAGGGUUCCACUCAUUGGACAUCUACACAUUUUCUUAGGAAACUCUACUACCCUAUGGAACACUGCAAAGGAAUUAUCGUACACCAGUUUGCGAAUGGGUGGUGUGACAUCCAUUUAUCUUGGACCUCGGAUUGUUUAUGUUUUGACAGACCCUGACGAUUAUUUAACUGUCGCCAACGCUUGUUUACAAAAGGAUAACUUCUAUAAUUUUGCUAAACCCUGGCUCGGGGAAGGUUUAGUCACUGGAACACUACCAAUAUGGAGGCAUCAUCGAAAGUUACUGAACCCAGCGUUCAGUCAGCUUGUGCUGGACGGUUUCCAGGGAGUUUUUAACAGUCAGUCCCGUCGUCUAGUUAGAGACAUGGCAUCGGAAGCUGGGAAGGGACCUUUCGAUCAUUGGGCUUACACGCGACGGAAUGCGUUGGAGACUAUCUGCUUGACCGCUCUGGGAGUUGAUUUCUGUGAGAACAGUGUUCUGAACAGUCAGUAUGAGCACGCGGCGGAGCAGAUGUUCAAUGUGCUGGUGGAGAGGUUCCAGAAGGUCUGGCUUCACAGCGACUUUUUAUACAACUGGUCUAGCCUGAAGAAGAAACAAGAGAGAUGUCUGGAGAUUUUGCACAAUAUGUCAAACACGGUUCUAAGAACACGUAAAGCUUCAUACUUAAGCAAUAAGAAGAAUGGAUUAGAAGCAUCAACAGGAACGAAAUUCAAGACGUUUUUGGAUCUUCUAUUAGAGUUAUCUAUUGAGAAAGGAGCGUUUAACGACUUGGAGAUAAGGGAGCAAGUAGACACAAUGAUAGUCGCAGGACACGACACGUCUGCUAAUGUUUUAAUGUUCACCUUAGUUAUGAUUGGAUCGUAUCCGAAGGUGCAGGAGAGAAUUUUCGAAGAGUUAUACGACAUUUUCGGGAACGACGAUAGAGAUGUGACUAAGCAAGAUUUAUCUCAAUUGGUAUACUUAGAGGCCGUGCUGAAGGAAACUAUGCGGGUUUACCCCAUUGUGCCCGUGACUGCGAGGUGGCUUGAUAGAAAUGUUAAGCUAAAGAACUACACGUUAACCGCUGGUCGGACUUGCCUUAUGUUUGUGUACGGGGUCCAUAGACACGCCAUGUGGGGACCUGACGCUGAGGAGUUCAAGCCCGAACGCUGGCUGGAACCGGCCACUCUGCCGCAUUGUCCCAACGCCUUUGCUGCAUUUAAUAUGGGCAGAAGAAUCUGCAUUGGUAAAACGUACGCCUAUUCGUCGAUGAAAACAACGUUGGCUCACCUAUUACGUCACUACCGAGUACAAGCCGACCAUAAUAAGAUGAUAUUAAAGCUUGACGUCAUGCUCAAACCUGAAUACGGUCACUUAAUAUCCAUAGAGAAGAGAUGAAAUGUAAAUUAAAAAAGCCGUAACACAUUUAAAGACUGACACUUUUAUUAUUCCUGAUGGAUAUAAGUUACAUUCAAUUACAACCAAAAAAGUGCUACAACAUUCUUGUCAGACUAUAAUUUUACAUAAUUCUUAUGAUUGUCGGAAAAUAUGUAAACUAAACAAUGUCAUCUUGACAACGUCAUCUGACCAAUGAUGGAUCGGCAUUUGCACAAUCGCAUCUUGACAGUGUCAUCUGCCCAAUGAUAGAACGCCGUUUGCACAAUCUCAUCUUGACAGUGUCAUCUGCCCAAUGAUAGACCGGCGUUUGCACAAUCUCAUCUUGACAGUGUCGUCUGACCAAUGAGGAAGCAUUUGCACAGGACAAUGUUGCCAUUAUUUUUUUUCGAAAUUCCAGAAAAAUGUUUCGUGUGGCGAUUUAGUUUUAAUUUGUAAUAUCAGUAGUAAGAUAAAGUUGACAU